Messenger RNA from Prunus mume (Japanese apricot), 1402 nucleotides. Its product is annotated as GABA transporter 1-like. The record is from RefSeq and is a predicted model, not a curated record. Lineage: Eukaryota; Viridiplantae; Streptophyta; Magnoliopsida; Rosales; Rosaceae.
UUGAAGCAUUGAACUCCGAUCCGAAGGCAGCGAAAAAAGAAAGAAAAGAGAGAAGAAAAUGUCACAACCAGAACUACCAAAUUCAACAGCAGAAGUGGAAGUAGAAAGACCAGUAGUAGUAGUAGUAGAAGAAGAAGCAAAACAAGGCAAAGGGACGUGGAAGCACGCUGCCUUCCACAUGGCCACCACGAUUGCCACACCGGCCGCUUAUGCUCCCCUGCCUUUUGCUCUCGCUUCUCUCGGUUGGCCUCUCGGGGUAAGCGGUUUGGUGGCUGCAACACUAGCCACAUGGUAUUCUAGCUUUCUCAUUGCAUCUCUGUGGAAUUGGGAUGGGAAGAAACAUGUCACCUAUCGCCACUUAGCACACAGCAUUUUUGGGUUCUGGGGUUAUUGGUCAAUUGCAUUUUUUCAACAGGUGGCCUCUGUAGGCAAUAAUAUUGCCAUUCAUAUUGCAGCUGGAAGCAGCCUUAAGGCUGUUUACAAAUAUUAUGACAAGGAUGGUGGCUUAACCCUGCAGCAUUUUAUUAUCUUCUUUGGGGCCUUUGAGCUCUUGCUGUCUCAGCUCCCUGAUAUUCACUCCUUGAGAUGGGUAAAUGCCUUGUGCACUUUCAGCACCAUUGGCUUUGCUGGCACAACCAUUGGUGUCACUAUUUAUAACGGGAAAAAGAUUGACAGGAAAUCAGUCAGUUACAGAUUGGAUGGAAGCUCAUCUUCUAAAGCCUUCAGAGCCUUUAAUGCUCUUGGGGCAAUUGCCUUUUCCUUUGGAGAUGCCAUGCUUCCAGAGAUACAGAAUACUGUGAGAGAACCUGCAAAGAAGAACAUGUAUAAAGGAGUAUCAGCAGCAUAUGCUGUCAUUGUGUUGAGCUACUGGCAAUUGGCCUUCACUGGCUACUGGGCUUUUGGUUCACAAGUCCAGCCUUACAUCUUGUCUUCCCUAACUGUUCCCCAGUGGACUAUUGUCAUGGCCAAUCUUUUUGCUGUUAUACAGAUCUCAGGAUGUUUUCAGAUAUAUUGCAGGCCAACAUAUGCCUACUUUGAUGAAAGACUAUUGUCUCGCAAAACUACCAAUAACUUCACAUCCAGAAACAAUCUAAUUCGUCUUGUUUUUACGUCCAUGUACAUGGUUCUCAUUACUCUUGUUGCAGCAGCCAUGCCUUUCUUUGGGGAUUUUGUGUCAAUCUGUGGAGCAAUUGGGUUCACACCACUGGAUUUUGUGUUCCCUGCUCUGGCAUAUCUAAAAGCUAGAAGACGGCCCCAAAAUACCAAAAUUUACCUUUCUUUGCUGCUUCUUAACUUUGCCAUUGUGGUUUGGUUCUCCAGUGUUGCAGUGUUGGGUUGCAUUGGUGCAGUCAAGUUCAUUGUGGAAGAUGUCAAGACUUACAAAUUCUUUCAUGAUAUGUGA